AUGUGGGUGGCUCUUCACCACCACCAACACCAGAACAAACCCACCCAACCCCCCCUCUGCGUCCGCGCCCCCUUCAUCCUAACAUCGUCGGUCCAUCCCAUAAUCCAACAAAAAAUCCACACCCUCAACGCCGCGCUAUCCCCCGCUAACGCAUGGCGCAAGCGCGACACGAAGACCUACAAAACGACCUCCCGCAUCGAGGCCAUCCACCUGCCCGGCUCGCGGGACCGCGCGCACGACAGCGCCGUCUACGCCGACUGCGGCUGGGGCCACAACCGCUUCCGGCCCUGGAACUCAGGACGCGCUUUGGGGCUAUCGGGCUUGGGUGGCCAAGGAGAUAUCGCGAGGAGGCGGGCGGCGUUACAGCCGUCGGGUUUCUUCUGGGAUUGCCUGCGGAGGAAGACCAGGAGGGCGAAGAAGAAGAGUGCGAAACCGAGAGCCAAAGCCAGCGCGAAAAUUAAUGGGAAUGGGAGUGCCAACGCCAGCGCCAGCGCCAGCACCAACAUCAACGGAACAGCGAAUGCCACCGCCGAUGCGAGUUCCUACAUGAUGAUGAUUCCGCUGGGCGGCAACGCCCACCCGGAGGACAAGGACAAGAAGGACCACUACUGUCGCGAGUGCGUCUUCAGAGACUGCACCGUCCGGAUCCUGGUCGAUGUCGUGAAGGAGUGCGAGAGGAAGGCCAAGAAGGCGAAGAUUGCUUAUAAUCACUGA
Molecule: messenger RNA, 714 nt
Organism: Anthostomella pinea
Lineage: Eukaryota; Fungi; Ascomycota; Sordariomycetes; Xylariales; Xylariaceae
Source: the annotation of a GenBank genome assembly